Messenger RNA from Penicillium canariense, 807 nucleotides. RefSeq names its product Ty3/Gypsy family RNase HI domain-containing protein. Bases 1 to 807 code for a protein of 268 amino acids. The record is from RefSeq and is a predicted model, not a curated record. Lineage: Eukaryota; Fungi; Ascomycota; Eurotiomycetes; Eurotiales; Aspergillaceae. The transcript has 4 exons.
AUGUUUUACGGGGAUCGAAAACGAAAAGCCCCCGAUACUAUAUCGAAACGAGACGGUUUACUAAGGAGACCUCCCAAAAGGCAAAAGGGACGAUUUAAACCGUUUAAUAAAUAUAAGGAGUCAGGCCAAAAGCAAACUUUAUCUGAUUCUAAACCGAAAGACGGCCGAAACCCUAUAGGAAGGAGGACAGUCACACGACUAUAUAUACCGAUUAAGGUCCGAAAUAAGAUUAAAACCUAUACGGACCUUAAUAGUGGUGUAGAAUGUAAUAUCGUAAACGCAUCAGACCACGGCAUAUCUAGUAUCCUGUCUCAAGAAGGUCAAGAUAAGCGCUAUCACCCUAUUACUUUCUGGUCGAGAAAAUUCAAUAGAGCUGAAUUAAAUUACUCGACGCCGGAUCAAGAGCUAUUCGCUAUUAUUUCGUCAUUUAAACACUGGCGACACUAUUUUAAAGGUUCAAUAUACCCCAUCGAAGUGUUAUCAGAUCAUCAGAAUCUACGAGGAUUCAUACGCCAGACCAAGUUAACAGGGCGACAAGCUCGUAAGACAAACCCUGCAGAUGGAUUAUCUCGAAGGAUAAAUCUAGCCCUUAAAGACACCGGGAGCCCAAGUUUAUUGCUCCCGAUUCGGGACCGUUUGGUUACCGAAACAUCACCGAAGCAAUCGGUGAAUGCAGAAGUACAGUGUAUAACUCUGCAAGGCUGUUUAGCCAAUAAAUCCCAGCUAGUAUUGAAAGAUGAUGCAUCAUCUGAAGAUGUUCUGUCUGAUCAACAGAACGACCCUAUCCCAUGGGGGUUGGUGGAAUAG